AGAAAGGCGUUGAAGCUAGAAGAAGAUCCUGCUCGAUCCAUCUUUGAUAAAAAAAAAUUCUCCAUUUUUCUUUAGUGUUCACGAGGGAGAGGACAGAGAUUAAUGGGUUUUGAUAAUUAACAGGUAUGGAUGUUUUUGGAUUGAGACGCGAUCGCGGAAAGUAGAAAAAUCGAUCGGAAAAAAAAAAGAAAGGCAAGGAAGGGAUAUUCGAAACCCUAAUCUCGAUUGUAUCCCUCAACAUCUGGGAAAGCAUCGAUUGUGGGGAGGAAAAAAAAGUUAAGAGCUUUGCAUCGAAUUUGAUUUUCUGGGUUUGGCGUGAUGGGUUUCAUAAAGAAGUUAACGGGGAUUUUUGGGUUCGGGCACAACGAUGGUGGGCACGGAGUUGCGAGAGAUGGAGAUGGUAACGGAGAUAACACAGGAACAGUCUCCGGCGACGGAGAUAAACGACGGGAGGAUAAUCAGCCGCGAUUCCGUGAAACCGGACUUCCAAGGAGAGGUUUUGGCGUACCGGUUCAAGUCGCCGUUGAACGGUCAAAUCCUGGUCCUAUUCUUCAGCCUUGUGCAGCUUCUGACGGUGGAGUUCAGGGACUACGUUGGUACUCAACGCAGCUAAGGAUUGAUGAAGACGGAGAUGUUGCAGACGAGUUCUUGGAAGAUCAUAAUUGUAAGACUUUGCCAAGAAGAUGCAAAACAAAAGCUGCAAAAGUGAGAGGUUUAGUGAUAUCUUCUGAUGGGAAACUUCAGCCAUUAAUGCAUUGAGCAAUGAACAACACCAAGGAGAAAGAUUUGCUGAAUAGUGUGUGAUUGAACCAGAGAAAGGUUAGAACCUGUGUUUCAUUAGCCAUUUAAUCUCGAUAUAAAUCGAUUAGAUUCUGGUUGUUGACACAAUGAAAACUUUGAAAAAAUGUUAUUUAACUGUGAAUUUUGUUUAUGAAAAAUAGACAGCGACUCUCUUUGGGAUUGUCU
Eutrema salsugineum is the source of this 966-nucleotide messenger RNA. RefSeq lists its product as uncharacterized. Lineage: Eukaryota; Viridiplantae; Streptophyta; Magnoliopsida; Brassicales; Brassicaceae. The transcript has 2 exons. Bases 319 to 759 code for a protein of 146 amino acids. The record is from RefSeq and is a predicted model, not a curated record.